AUGAAAAUCAUCUUGCUGUUCGUAUCCAGCUUUUGGUUGACGUGUGACGCUAAUGAUAAAUUGCAUAAAAUCGUCACACACGUCAACAACGCCAACAACGUGACAUGGCAGGCCGGAAUAAACAGUUUUCAUACAAACGACCACAAGAAGUUGGUGGGAACUUUUUACCAUCCCGAGUGGAUCGGUCUGGAGCACGAGACAUUCGAUGGGGUUCCAGUCAAGGGUGGCGAUUGUGACAAGGACAACGAAGACGAUGGCGGAGAAGCAAACGUAACUCCUGAAACUUUCGAUGCCCGAUACCAUUGGUUCAAUUGCACUUCCAUCUCGCACAUCUGGAAUCAAGGCAACUGUGCGGCCGAUUGGGCGAUUUCUGUGACAUCGGCGAUGAACGAUCGCAUAUGUAUCGCAUCCCAGGGUAACAUCACUGCACUUUAUUCGCCGCAAAAACUAGUUUCCUGUUGCGACGACUGUGGUAACGGAUGCAGCGGAGGAUAUACUGCAGCCGCGUGGAGAUAUAUACUAAGAAAAGGAAUCGUUACUGGUGGCGACUACGGGAGCAACGAGGGCUGUCAACCGUGGCUUGUGCAGCCGUGCAACGCAUCCACGACGGCCGCCGAUCCAAGUACGGUGCUCGGUCCACACGGCAUGUGCGGUGGCGACCCGGCAACCACUCCGAAAUGUGAUCUGAGCUGCUACAACGCACGAUACGAGGGAAAAUACUUGGACGACAUCAUCAAAGCCAAGAAAGUUUUUACGUUCGACGGGUGCUCAGCGAGGAAAAACCUGAGGAAACACGGCCCAUACGUAGUCACGAUGCGAGUCUACGAAGAUUUUCUCACUUACAAAUCUGGUGUUUACCAUCAUGUCACCGGUGAUUAUUUGGGGCUGUUGUCGGUUCGGAUGAUCGGAUGGGGUCUGGAAGGAGUACACGCGUACUGGUUGUUAGCUAAUUCAUGGGGAACUUCUUGGGGUGACAAAGGAUUUUUCAAAAUCAGGCGCUUCGUAAACGAAUGUUGGAUUGAGAAUUUCAGAUACGCCGGCGUACCAAAAUUGUGA
Macrosiphum euphorbiae (potato aphid) is the source of this 1056-nucleotide messenger RNA. The record is from the annotation of a GenBank genome assembly. Lineage: Eukaryota; Metazoa; Arthropoda; Insecta; Hemiptera; Aphididae.